Molecule: messenger RNA, 683 nt
Organism: Chinchilla lanigera (long-tailed chinchilla)
Lineage: Eukaryota; Metazoa; Chordata; Mammalia; Rodentia; Chinchillidae
Gene: Timcc
Product: family with sequence similarity 136, member A
Exons: 3
Coding region: 57-473 (138 amino acids)
Cellular component (GO): cytoplasm
Source: RefSeq, a predicted model, not a curated record
AGGGCGGGGCUGCGCCGAAGCCAUGUGGCGCCGGCGUCGCGCAGCGCGGGGUCGCUAUGGCGGAGCUGCAGCAGCUCCGGGUGCAGGAGGCGGUGGACUCCAUGGUGAAGAGUGUGGAGAGAGAGAACAUCCGGAAGAUGCAGGGCCUUAUGUUCCGGUGCAGUGCCAGCUGCUGUGAGGACAGCCAGGCGUCCAUGCAGCAGGUGCACCAGUGCAUCGAGCGCUGCCACGCGCCUCUGGCUCAGGCCCAGGCCUUGGUGACCAAUGAGCUGGAAAAGUUCCAGGACCGCCUGGCCCGGUGCACAAUGCAUUGCAACGACAAAGCCAAAGAUUCGAUGGAUGCAGGGAAUAAGGAGCCUCAGGUGAAACAGCAGCUGGACAGUUGUGUGGCCAAGUGUGUAGAUGAACACAUGAACCUCAUUCCAACGAUGACCAAGAGGAUGAAGGCGUCUCUCUCAUCUAUUGCGAAAUAAAGCCUUUGCCAGUGGCUGAGGGCAGGAAUCUAUUUAAAAAGAAUGGCAAUCUUAGUCUUUUAAGUAAAAUACAUGAAUGAAGAAACUAAGGAUAACAGCAAGUUUAAGACAUAUUUCACUUGCCUCUGGACCCUGGUUCCUCUAUGUUUGGAUGCUAGAAAGUGAAAUGGAAAAAAAAAAAACUGGUGCUAAAGUUUGGGUCAAAGAUAG